AUGCCUUUUGAGCAGGACGCAGCCCUGACACAGUCCGCGGGAGAAGGCGUCUCAUGUCCGAAGAACGGCGUGAAGCCGACUGAGCGCGUGGAAGGGAAACGAGGCAGCAACACCGGCGGCGCGGGUGUCUCCUCUCCCAAGGCAGGAGAUAUGUCGGGCGCGGAAGGCGACGCGCAGCGGGUCGCGGGCUCCUCCCCCGAAGGCGCCGCGGCUGAGGCGACAGAGCGGCAGGAGAAGGCUGACGUGCGCACGACGUCACCGACAGCGGGCACACCUGCGCCCAAGCAGCAGGGAAGUGGCAAGGCGGCAGCGCAGCAGCGAUCAAAGCAGCGAGAUGAGAGCGAGGACCAUGCUUCUCCGAAGCAGAGCGCGGCGGCGACGCCCGAGAAGUGCGAGGACCCGGCCAAAACCAGCGAAGGAAGCCAAGAUACGGCGGCGCAGGGCGGGAGCUCCCCAGCGGCGGCCGCGAUCGGAGAGAAAGCCAAGAAGAAGAAGCGAGGCCACGGCGGGCGCGCAGCCGCGCUCACGGUGGAGGCUGGCGGAGACUCGCCUUCGUCCCUCUCGGGGAGUAACGCGCCUGGCAGCGGAGGCAAGAACGCGAGCCCUAACCCCGCGUCGCCAGGUCAGGCCGCGCACGCCGCGAGGUCAGGAGGCACGCGAGGCGCAGGCAACGCUGUCGGCGGCGCGUACUUCGGCAAGGUCCGCGGCGGCGCUCACCCCGCGUCUGCUGGCGCCUUGAACGUCCCUCCGCCGCCGCCCCUUCCUCUGGCUUACGAUGUGAACAUGCAUGCGGUGCCGCAGAUGGCGUACCAGCCGAUGCCGCCGCCGAGCCCCGUCGCGGUCACGCCGCCGGAAGCAAGUAAGCUCACGCCUGCUCUGGAGGCGCUCUUCAGCCAAGAAAAUCUGCUUCGCGACCGCUUCCUCGCCACCAACAUCACGCCGGGAGACCUCCUGCUGGACUUGUCAGUCUUGCUCGCCCACCCCACCGUCGCGGCGUGGAACUUCUCCGCCGACGACCUCGAGGCUGCACUGCGCCGGUCGCAGCUGCUGUCACUCACAGAGCGAAGUGUCGAGGUGAGCAAGGCAGAGGAGUCAGCGGCGAAGGCGGAAGAGGACGCCGAGAAAGCCAAGGAGAAGGAGGACGGCGUGGAGAAGAAAGAUGAGGCGAAGGAGACCAAGGGCGAGGACGGGGCGGCCGCGCCGGCAGAGGAGAAAGCUGAAACCAAGCGGACAGUCAAGUUCAUCUCGUUGGCGAACCUCCUCGCCGAGACCCGAAACACACUCGCCCUCCGAGACAUGCCGGAGAGCCUCAGCGAAGACACCCUUCGUAGCCUGGUCGAGGGUGCCCCUAUUUUUGUAAAGGAGGAGGAGGACAAAAAGGAACAUGAGAUGAAAGAUAGCGAGGAAGGCAAAGACUCUGGAGGGAAACAGACGACUUCCGGUCCAAUCCGAAGUAUCCGAAGAGAGGUGAACAACACCUGGUUUGUGACGGUACAAGAUGAAAACACUGCUCAAGAACUCGCGCUCUGGCUCCGGACGCAGCAGAUUGAGGGUAGACCCAUCCGCGUCGGAAUUAAAGCGACGCAUUCGCUGCAGCGCAUCGUGUCCUCCUCUCAGCAGUACCCGUCUGCCCAGGCAGGCGGGGUGGCGUCUGCUGGGUUUGCGUACCGCGGGUCGUACGGCGACCGCGCUGGCGCCGCGCACUACAUGCAUCCGUUGGCAGCCUAUCCUGCGCCGACGCGGGACCCGGCGGGGGCCGCGGGUCCGCACGCGCGGUACCUCCCCCCGUUUGCGGCGCCUUUCGCUGCCGCGGCGACGCCGUACCCGGUCUCUUUGGCGGCCUCUUACGGCCGCCCGCACGCGCUGCCUGCCGCCGCGGGCUCCUAUGCGCCCGCAGGGGGCUCGCGGUCGCCGGCAGUCCGCCCCGCUUUUGUUGCGCCCGGUCAACAGGGAGGGCGUGGAGAGCGGGCGGGAAGCGGGAAGGCAGGCGGCAAAGCAGCGGCGUCCUCCUCCUCCUCCGGUGGUGGUGGAGGCGGUGCGGCAGCGGCUGCGGGCCCCCGCACCGCAGGCGGCCGAUCCCCAGCGCGGCCUGCCAACUUCGCGGGCGGGGCGGCGGCGUACCGGGGACCGGCGCAGUAUCUCCCGCCCGCAGCCUGGAUCCCGUAUGACCUCUCAUGGGGCUCCUACGCGGCCCCCGUGCCGCCCCCCAGCUGGCAAGCGACCGUCGCUCCGGGCAGCUCCCCGGCGGCCGCCGCAGCUUCGCAGUCGCCGGCUGCGGGCGCGUCCUCCUCCACCAAGCAGGGGGCUGGCGAGGCCUCGCCUUCUGGCAACACGGCGUCGUCAGUCACCGGCGAGACGGCGCCCUCCAGUCGGCCGUCUCCGGCGUCGCCUCCUUCCCCCAGCGCCAAGGGCGAAGUGGACGCAGGAAACGCUGGCGAGUCUGAGCAGAAGGGCGACGGCGCCGCCUCGUCCGCGCCGGCAGCUGGUCGAGAGUCUGGUGCGGCAGCGUCCAAAGAGUCGCAGGCGUCGGCCUCGUCCGAUACGAGGGCUUCCACGCCAGCAGGUCAGGGACCGACGUCUGGCUUUGGCGUCCUUCAAAGCGCGGGCGCGCCGCUUGCAGCCGGCGUUCCGACUGCGUGGGCGCCGGCAGCGCCUUACUACUACGACCCAGCUCUGUACUCAUCUUUGAACGGCGGAUUCAUCCCGACAUACCCCACAGCGUAUGGCUGCUGGGCGGCUCCAGGCGGCCCUGUUACCACCACCACCACGCUACCUCCGAGCGCGGGGUCUGAUGGCCUCAACGGCGCCGUCGCUUCAGCAGGGCAAGCUGACGCCGUGUUCGCGCAGAGCGGCGUGGCGGCAGGGAAAGGAAGCGGAGCCGCUGCAGGGCGAGGAAGCCGCGGCGGCGGCGGAGUGAGUGGCGGCGGGGGGCCAGGGACGCCCAGCGCCGCGGCUGGAGGCAAGCAGGCGGCUGCCCGCUGGUGUGCACAGCAGCAGCCGCAGAAGUCGCCGCCGAGUCCCACGAACUCCGGCGGAUGGAAGGUCGUCGGAAGCUCGCGAAGAAAGAAGGGAGGGGCGAAGGACGGAGAGUGGACAGCGUCUGGGGCUGCGGCCAGCGAACAGACCUCUGUCAACGGCCGGGGCGCGGCCUCUGCUGCGACGCCUGCUGGUGCCGCCGCAGCGGCGGGAUCCUCUCGGAAGGCCAGGGGCAUCCUGUCGGUGCUGCAGUCCUCUCCGCCGCUGAGUGGAGAGCCUUUCCUGGAAGGCGGGGACUUCCCUUCCCUCAGCGUCGCCAUGAAUGCGAGACCUGCGAAGCCGUGCGGAUACAAGAAAGCUUUCAGAAACUUCACGGCCUCCGAGGUAGUGGACAUUUGCAACACCUACGAGGCCGCGCACCCCAACGGCGUGGACGUUCCGCACGACAUUCGUGACCUUCGGGACUCGGGCUGUGCGCUGGCGCUGGAGACCCCGCGCCAAGGCGCAGCUUGCUGGGCAGCCUUUGCCGCUCGUCAGCGGCAGAAGGAUCUGCCGUCCCCUGCGCUCAGGCCGAUUGCGUCUGAAGGCGCGGAGGGGAGCGUGAAGGGGGAGGAGGCGCAUGCCAGUGCAGAUGGAAAGUUGGCGCGGGAGCAUUCUGCCAAGUCUCCCAGCAGCGAGAAAGCCCCUGAACCGGCAGCAGCUGAAAAGAACGGAGUGGACAACGCGUCCGGGGCGCUCAGUCAAGGCAAAGAAAAAAAAGAGGCUGACGCUGGGCACUCCCCGAAGAAUGUGAGCACAUCUGCAGACUCUGCGCUGCGUGUCGAUGCUGUCGCGUGA
Molecule: messenger RNA, 3813 nt
Organism: Besnoitia besnoiti
Lineage: Eukaryota; Apicomplexa; Conoidasida; Eucoccidiorida; Sarcocystidae
Exons: 7
Coding region: 1-3813 (1270 amino acids)
Source: RefSeq, a predicted model, not a curated record